This is a messenger RNA of Gastrolobium bilobum, 390 nucleotides long. RefSeq lists its product as uncharacterized. Bases 1 to 390 code for a protein of 129 amino acids. The record is from RefSeq and is a predicted model, not a curated record. Lineage: Eukaryota; Viridiplantae; Streptophyta; Magnoliopsida; Fabales; Fabaceae. The transcript has a single exon.
AUGAAUUCACAAGCUUCAUCUGUUACUAUGUUUGCUGGUGAGAAUUUCUCAGAAUGGUGUGAACAAGUCAACUUUCACUUAGGUGUUAUAGAUCUUGACUUGGCACUCCUUGAGAUUGAACCCACUGUUAUUACUGAAACUAGUAGUGAGGAAAAGAAAUCUCACCAUAAGGCAUGGAAUCGAAAUAACAGGUUAAGUCUUAUGUUCAAUAAGAUGACUAUUGCCAACAACGUCAAGUCAACCAUUCCACAAACAGAAAGUGCAAAAGAAUAUAUGAAUUUUAUGGAAGAAUGCUUCCGUUCAGCGGACAAGUCACUUGCUGGUACUGUUGUGGCACAAUUCACGACCAUGAAGUUUGAUGGGUCGCGAACUAUGCAAAAGCACAAUUGA